AUGGUCUCUACGCGCCGCCAAUCGUACAACUCCGAGUCUGAGUCGUUCAACACGGCAGAGCCGCCUCGAAAACGCGCUCGACUUAGCAGCCAACGCGUCCAGCUAAGCCGACAGCAUAACUUUCGCCCGCCUCUUUUAACGAAUCCACCGCCGCCCUAUCAGCGUUAUCCUGCCUCUCGAAAUAACCGAUGGACCUCUCCUACUAGCAGUGCACCUAGUGUUAGCGAUUCUUAUGGGUUUGGGGAUACCGACGCUCUGGAUAAUAUCUUUGCUGCAGUCCCUGAUCGAUUCUCAACCAUACCAUCGCCUCGUCGUUCCGGACCCGAGUCAUCAUUCGAGCUCCAAUAUAACCAUGCAAUAACCCUCCGCAAUGACUUUCCUCGUGGAACAGAUCGACGAAAUAUUUGUCAAGUACCUAUUCCUGGACCAGAAACCGAUCCCUUCCAAGGCUCUCCUCGUAGCUCGUUGGAAGUAACGCGGGUACCUAUGGUACCUGAGGUAGAAUUCCAGCGUGCCUUAGGGCUAGUCCGAGAUAUUAUUGGUAAUGAGCGACGAAUAACAAGGCAAUGCCUUAAGUUCUUCGAUACUGUACGCAGCUGGCGGGAAAGAUGGGGCUAUUCUCCUUUAAAUACUGAUGAAUACGGCUCGCCUCCGGCAUACUCUCCUCGCGAAAGUCAGCACUCUUCAGUUCCUGUUCCCUCUUCACCUAAUCUAAUCGAAAGCUCCCCUUCGCAGCAAUCCGAGUCCCCGCCUCCAGACGAAAUACCGAAUCCUCCAAUCCCAGGUAACCCAGCCCCUACAGAGAACGCCCUUUAUAAGAACAUUCAACUCUUUGCAAAAGAGCAUGGCUUUGGUAUAGCAAAGUAUAAUAAGUACUCUUAUAAGGGACGGCUGAUACGGUAUUCUAUUCGAUGUGAUCGAUACGGGGAUCCUCAACCAAGUAGAGGCUCUGGUCUUCGUCAGAGGAAGUCACGAAAGUGUGGGUGUAAGUGGCUAGUUAUUGCAGAGGCUCUUGAGGAGGGUAAAUGGUUUCUCCGUCAACAUCAGGAUACAGAACAUCACACCCAUAAUCAUCCUCCAACUAUCAUUAUCACGGACUUUGAUGACUCAAUGAAGGCUGCCUUAGACGACCAGUUUCCUGGGGUCCAGCAGCAGCUCUGCAUUCAUCAUGUCAACUCCAACGUUCUUCUUCGGUCAAAGCAGAAGUGGGUUAAGAACCCAGAGAAUAGCAGUAGCCCGGAUAUUAGUGAGGUAGAUGAACCUACCGAACCCCAAGCUACUCUAACUCUGCAUGACCGCGCACUUGUCUCAGCUGAAUCCUCCUCUGAGGUUCCUCAUACCUAUCAGGGGGUCCUCCAGAUGUGGAAGCAGGUUCUCUUUGCAGAGACCGAAGAAGUACAUAAGAAAGCAUGGAUUGCUCUCUUCCGUGCUCAAUGGGCCCGUUGCUUUAUUCGUAAAUACCCAAACUACGGCAUCCGUGUGACCUCAGGUACAGAGGCAAGCAAUAACAACAUCAAGAGCUACCUAUUGAAUGGGAUGAGCCAUCUUUACAAGUUGGUAGAAGCAAUGCAGGACAUGCUACAUGAUCAAGAGCGUGACUUUAAAGAUGCUUGCGGGAACGACGAGGUUCUUCGAGAUCGUGAGUUCCUUGGGUCAAGCUCUGACUACUUGGGCGAGCUCCGGUCCCUUGCAUCAUCAAAGUGUCUGAAGCUUAUCAAGAGCCAAUACCGACAGGCACGUAAGGCACUGCCUACUGGAAAGAAUCCUAAUCCUAGGCCCCUUGACCCAUGUACAGAUGAGUGCUCUGUCUCAACCGAACUCGGUAUACCAUGCUAUCAUACAAUUCACUCACGUGUAUGCUCUACGAAAGCUUUCACAAAGUGGGAUAUUCACCCUCGCUGGCGACUUCGUGAAACAUCCUCUCGAGAUCCAUAUCGAAAGAUCCUUGACCCAAAGAUUGCUACAUCUCUUAGAGGGCGGCCAAAGAAUACAAAGCAAGGAGUGCCAGCAGACCUUAUACCUUCUACAAUAUCUCAAGAAAGCAGUCGGGCCUUAGCAUCUCAGCCGCAAGCAUCUCAGUCCCAAGCAUCUCAGUCCCAAGCGCCUGGGUCCCAAAAGAGAAAGCGUGGCCGCCCACCCGGAAGCCGGAAUAAGUCAACCCUAGAAAGGGAGAAUAAGAGCCAAGAAACUAUCGCUACUCAAGGGACCACAAUGGGUGAAACUAUUUACGUUGGGGCUGGGAAUACUACAGGCGUUCGCGCAAGUGGACAGAGAAUUCAGGCAAGUGUGCGAAGAACGAGAAGUCAGUGGGAGUUAUUAUAG
Messenger RNA from Fusarium poae, 2322 nucleotides. RefSeq lists its product as uncharacterized. Gene Ontology annotation, biological process: regulation of DNA-templated transcription. Bases 1 to 2322 code for a protein of 773 amino acids. The record is from RefSeq and is a predicted model, not a curated record. NCBI's taxonomy places the organism in Eukaryota, Fungi, Ascomycota, Sordariomycetes, Hypocreales, Nectriaceae. The transcript is spliced from 3 exons.